Kwoniella botswanensis is the source of this 369-nucleotide messenger RNA. RefSeq lists its product as uncharacterized. NCBI's taxonomy places the organism in Eukaryota, Fungi, Basidiomycota, Tremellomycetes, Tremellales, Cryptococcaceae. The record is from RefSeq and is a predicted model, not a curated record. The coding region runs from base 1 to 369 and encodes 122 amino acids. The transcript has a single exon.
AUGACCGUCCAAUCAUCGCACAUGAUAAACAAACCCAAACGUUCCACACUAGCCUCUUCGAAGUACCUUCAACUAUCUAUAGACCUAUCUUUCACACCAUCGGAACAUCGAAGUUGGAAAACUAGAGAAAGUUGGAUCGUUACAUAUGAUCCAGAGAACGGUCACUGCCAAUGUAAAACCGAGACCGUUUCACAAAGUACAACAGGGUCGACCGUGAAAGAAUCAAAGGAAUGGAAAGACUGGGAGAACAUGGUUAGGAAGAGUGGUAAUACCGGAAGAGUCGAUCUUCACGCUGGUAUAUAUGCGAAUGCCCUAGAAGGGAUUUUUAAGGUAGAUGCGAAGGAGAGAUUGGAGAAAGGGGGAUUAUGA